This is a messenger RNA of Adineta ricciae, 573 nucleotides long. The record is from the annotation of a GenBank genome assembly. NCBI's taxonomy places the organism in Eukaryota, Metazoa, Rotifera, Eurotatoria, Adinetida, Adinetidae.
AUGUCAAAAGUGGUACGAAAUGAUAGUUCAGAUGAUGACGAUAUACUUUAUUCGAUUAAUUCUGAUAUAAGUGAUGUUCACGAUGAUGGUGACGAAGAAGAUGAUGAAACCGAUGAAUCAUCUGAGGGUGAGGGUAUCGAAGUCAAUGCAAGUCAAGAUGAAUCGUGGUCAGGUAAACGAUUUAAGUCUAAUCUACCAAUUUAUAAUGGCGAACUCCAAUUAUCAAGCAGUUUUCGAUCAGAAUUACCUCGAAGUCCAUCACCAAUAGAUUAUUUUCGAUUAUUCCUCACACCAGAGUUAGUUUCAUAUAUCGUAGAUCAAUCUAAUUUAUAUAGAAUUCAAACAAAUCGAACCAAACAAAGUCCAAUGAACGAAACUGAUUUAUAUUGUUUGCUCGGUUUUCUUUUUUAUUCAUCGGUAGUACCUUUAUCAAAUAAACGUGACUAUUGGUCGUCUUUUAGCCGGAAACCGAUUAUUGCAAAUGUUAUUACUCGUGAGCGAUUAUUUUAUCUUUUAUCAAUACUUCAUUUCCAUGAUAAUUCGGUGGAAAAAAUGCAAAGCCGAAAAAGUUGA